GAGAAACUAUUUAAAUUUUUACACCGAACAAUAUUAUAAUAUUAUAGUAAUAGAACAACUGUUGAGAACGAUAAUUACCACAGCUGAUAGUCCUGGUACACCUACUAUUGAAGAUGUUGGGAAGAACUUUGUCGAUUUAAGUUGGUCUAAGCCAAUGAAAGAUGGAGGUGCUCGUGUCACUGGUUAUUUAGUAGAGAAAAGGAAAAAGUUUGCUACUGACUGGGAACCCGCUACACCAGACGGAAAACCUGUUAUGAAUAAUAAUGCUCAUAUUGAUGGUCUUGAUGAGAAUGCUGAGUAUGAAUUCCGUGUGAGAGCUGUAAACGCCGCAGGAACUGGUGAACCUAGUCAACCUACAGAAUUAACCAAAAUAUGUCCCAAAAGAGGUAAAUUAUUAAUGCCGAAAAGAAAUACGACAUUAUUUGUCACGGUUUAUUAGCUAUGAUAUUUUAAAUUGUAAACUGGUCUUAUUUGGCAAAUUGAUAGGCUUUCGGUGGAUGACAAAGGUUAUCCUUUUAUGUAUUAUUAUUACUGCAUAUCAGUUAUACAUCCAAAUUAGUGUUUCAAAGGGGUAGCCAAGUAUAAGGCAAAUAUAUCUUUAAAAAAUUACACGGAGGAUUGUUGAUGAAAUAAAAUAAUAUUGUCAAUUUCAAAGUUGAAAUCAUGAGUCAAUUGAAGCUAGACCACCAUCGAAAACCUGGAAGCACUGAACGGCCGUUUCGUCCUAUUAUGGGACUCCUCAGCAGUGCGCAUCCACGACCCCCUUAACCGAUAGACCACUGAGCCGGCAACCGUCGGUGUUAAUGUCUAACUUCAACUGAUCCACGAAUUAUGAGCGACACUUCACCAAUUGCCUUCAGUGAGUUGUUAUCUCACAACAGACGUGGUUGAACUCCACUGGUCACUGCUUCCCACUAGAACUCCAGGACAUGUAUCUUGAAAUCAGUCACUAGUGAGCAUAUGAUUAUAAUCAGAAGGGGAUUUGUGGAGAUUUCAGUAUAUUUCAAAGUUGAAAUCAUGAGUCAAUUGAAGCUAGACCACCAUCGAAAACCUGGAAGCAUUCUAUUAAUUCUAUUAAUUAUAAUAAAAUACAAUAUUGUUAAUGUUGAGAUGACUAGUAAAUAAUGUUAACUUCAAUAGUGUAAUAAGAAAACGAAGAUUAUAAGAACUAUAUGAUAUGUAUUAGCACAAUACAUUUCGAACAAUCUGAUCACACAUAUACUUGUUAAGAACACUUAUAUAUAAAAUAAAAGGUCAACUAGACUGGAAAUGGGGGGGGGUAAGAGUAGACAAGGAUAAUAAAGAUAAUAAUGUGAAAACAAUUUGAAACCUAAUGACUCUGGGUAAUAAGCAUUUAUUACCAGGGUAGGUUUAAGGAGAGAACAAACUGUUUUUGAAUACACAAAGGGGGUUUGAGUUUUUGUAUGGCUAAAGCUUCAAUAAACUUUAAUAUGCGCCCUUUUACACUUUUAUACAACACCACAAUAGCCGAGUUAAGAUCAAUCUUAUGGCCUGUUUCGAUUAUAUGUUUGGCAAUAGAGGAUGAUGAAUGUUUAUCCUCUACUCGUAUCGGGUCAUUUGAUUCUAUUUGUUUCUGCAACCAUUUCGGUACAUGUUCACACACCCUAAUUUUCAGAUCACGAUUGCUCCUCCCUAUGUAUGUGUGACCACACACACAUUUAAAUUGGUAAACGCAGUGGGAUGUGACAUAAUGGUUUUCAACAUUUCAAAGAUUUAACUAUGGAUCGUUAAUUGAAUAAAAAUUCUGAUUUAACAUAGAAAAAUUUAUUUUUACAAAAACUAACGCAUUUUCUGAGCUAAAUGGUUUUUUCCAUAUACCUAAUUGGUUCUUAGGGAGAAAUGUUUUUGGAUCUUAAAAAUGAUAUUAUUACAAAAUGGUAUCAGCUGAAAAAUAUUAAGGAUUGGAUGACAAUUUUCGUUCUAAUUUAAGGGCUUCUUAUCUUUGUGUGUCCACUUCCAAAUACUAGAUGAAAAUGAGUUUGUAAACAUACAAAAUAUUUCUGGCAAAUCGUCUAUUGUAUGAAUAGUUGUUUUGUCACUAUUGACAGAAGCUGAGAAAGGUUGCAUUCAGAAAUAAUUUUCGGUGGGUUCAGUUCAAACACAGGUAAGUUAGUAAUAUACUGAAAGCUUUGAAUGAAGACUAUAACAUUUUACAGACUGAGUGAUUAUGAGUGACUAGUGUAACGAUAUCGAGCAUAUUACAAAAUCUGUGUGUCUUAGGUACGACUGUAGGUGAAAACGUAAGUGAUUACUGGUGUGGCACCCCAAACGCGCUUAUAAAUUGUUCUUCGACCUAAUUUUGAAAAGGCAUUUUCCUUCAAAGUAAACACCUUUAGACUGCACCUAUUUGCAGCACAGUAGAUAUUAUUUACUAUUUCUCUCUGAUAUGAAAACUAUGAGUACAGGAAAAAAAUAUCUGGCAUUUAACUAUCAGUUUUCAUAACUAUCAUACUUAAUCUUUCAGCCAUACAUAUUACGCGUGAAUACCAGUUCUUGCAUGUUCGUAGCCAGCAAAAUUCAUUUCUAAGAUAUGCAUAGGUUUCAUUUCGAAAAAUCUUCACGAAUCUUCUUCAAAUAGUGAUGGUAAAAAUAACAGUUUUUUAUGUGGUAUGAGUAGAUGGAUUAUGAAUUCUUUUCUCUUGAAAAUAUAACCAUCCCUCAUAUGUAGACAUAUACAAUAUCUUAUGAAAGAACCAAAGUCGAAUGUAUAUUACGCAGUGUAUGUUUAACUUGCACCACUGUGAUCUUACAAGUUAUGGGCUUGUUUAAGUGCUUUCUUGAGUUAUAAUACUCUUUCCUAAUACCAUCAUACAUAGAAAAUUUGAAUCUAUUGUUUAUUUCAUUAAAUACCAUCUUCCUUAUCAAUUCAGUGAAUACAUCAUGUAGAAUACAAGUAAAAUAACAAUAUAACGUUAUUAAGCCAACUUUCUUGCUGAUCAUUUGAUGGACUGAUAGAUUUAUAAAUAACUCAUUUAUAUUUUUACUGUCAACAUGAUAUCCAUUUAUACAUCACUUUAUUUGUUUAGUUGUAUUUUCUUUAUUGAAUAACUAUAUUCCACAGUUGAGAAAACAAAAGUCACAAUAAUACAAUGGACUUAAACAACUAAGCCAAAUCUCAUGUUUCCUUUUUUGAGGACAUCAAAGUAGAUAACAGACUUAUAUUCAGACAUAAAAAAUUAGACGAUUAGUGAAAUUUCAACUGUUUACAUAAUAUCAGUUACCAAAGAUCAGGUUACACUUGUUACUUAGAAAAUUCAAUUUUUAACAGAGUAGUGUGAAGACAAAACUAAUCUUAUAUCAGUAUAGAUUUAUGGAGAUUGUUGAGUAUUUGAUUGAAUCGAUCAACGUUAGGCCAUCACUGAAAACCUGAAAGCACUAGACGGCUGUUUGGUCCUAUCAUGAGGCUCCUCAGCAGUGCGUAUCCACGACUCCAACACAGGACUCGAAUUCUACAGUCUAGAGACCAAGCGUUUACGCACGAAACCUAUUACCAUCAUUAACACUGUAAUAUAUAUUUAUAUAUUGUUCUCGAUAGUUAUUUAUUCUUUUCAGAUAUAUAAUUUGAUAGCAGACAAAGUUAAACAACAAAUUGUCUUUCCGCCAAUGAACCCUUUGUUUAACUAGUAAUAAAAACCAUAAAUAUUGGUACUGUCUGAUCGUUUACGUAAUAAAAUGCAACACUAUGUUUAUUAUUUAUUAGUCUGAAUUUGAUCAAUGACUCUUUAAUUCUAUUCAUCAAGUUUGAAUUUUCCCAUGUUCAUUUCAUAAAGCCUAAACAUCAGAAAUAUGUCCAAAGAGUUUUAAUGUAUACAGAUAAACAUAUUUCAUAUCUAGUAUCACAUCCAUCACUGUAUAUAAACCAAAUUAACUAAUUAUGAAUUAUUACUAUUGAUGUUAAACAUUUAGAUUAGAUACCCUAUAAAGUAUUUUCAUUCUAAUGAAUAAAAAAAAGAUACUUUUUAUUUCCUAUUCACACAUUAUAUAAAAUAAAACUAUCUAAUUAU
This is a messenger RNA of Schistosoma rodhaini, 4025 nucleotides long. The record is from the annotation of a GenBank genome assembly. Lineage: Eukaryota; Metazoa; Platyhelminthes; Trematoda; Strigeidida; Schistosomatidae.